This is a messenger RNA of Gossypium raimondii (Peruvian cotton), 1628 nucleotides long. Its product is annotated as protein BCCIP homolog. Bases 404 to 1384 code for a protein of 326 amino acids. The record is from RefSeq and is a predicted model, not a curated record. The transcript is spliced from 11 exons. Lineage: Eukaryota; Viridiplantae; Streptophyta; Magnoliopsida; Malvales; Malvaceae. Gene Ontology annotation, cellular component: nucleus.
AACUUGAAUCCUUCAUAUUCUCGACACUUGAAUUUCCACUGUUUGAAGAAUGAAAAAAACAAGCUUUAUACACUGAAAAAUCUGCUCAUUGUAACAACCGCCAAUCUCCACGGCGAUCGUCACCUUUCUCUCUUCAAUCAGAGGAGUGCUAAAAGAGUUGAAGUUCAGGGCAAAAAUGCCUAAAAAUCUGUUAAAAUUCAUACUCCAAUUAAAACCAUCACUCUCGUCGCUGCUUCCUCGGCUGUAUCUCUUUAUUCCUUCGCUUUUGCUACAGCGGCGCUGUUCGCUAGAAUCUCCUCUGAAAAACAAACGACGACGACGAAAGCUACGGUCCUUUUUUCCUUUAGAAACCGCUCCAAAAGCCUAAGCUUUGCUCAUAUUUUGCCAAAGCUGAUUAACGAAGAUGCCGCGGAAACCAGCUAGGCAUCAUAGAUUGUUACCAGUUCAGCCUUUAACUUUCUCACCAUUUGCUCGUUCUGUUGCUCGAGUUGCUACUGCUUACCUGGUUAAGCAUCACAUGCACGAUGCCAUGCAGCAAUCUGCUGGUUUGUUUUUUUCUUUAUUUGGUGAUGAAUUUAAGGAGAAGUUAAAAAACGUAGACAGACAAUCCGUGUCAUCUGAGGAUGAAGAAUUUGAUGGAGUUGUCCAAGCAGAUUUUGCAUUCUUUGACCCAAAACCAGAUGAUUUUCAUGGUGUGAAAACAUUGCUGCAAUCCUACCUUAAUAACAAGCAAUGGGAUUUGAGCGGUUUUGUAGACUUGAUAUUGGGACAAACCACCGUUGGAACUGUUGUUAAAUUAGAGGAUGAUGAAGACAAUGGAGUUUUUUCUAUAAUUACUGCCCUUAACUUGGGGAGAUACAAGGAUCACAAAUGUAUUUCAGAGCUCAAGGAGUUCCUUCUUAACAUAUGCCAUGAGAAAGAUAAAAUAGGAAACUUGAGAUCACUUUUGGGAGAUGAAGCACAGAAAGUGGGUCUCCUGGUUUCCCAAUGUGUCGUGAACCUUCCUCCUGAACUCUUGCCGCCUCUUUAUGAUGCACUCUUUGAUGAAAUUUCAUGGGCUACCGAAGAUGAGCCCACAGAGGAGUUGCGUAAUUCCUUCCGGUUCAAAUUUUACGUAGUAGUAAGCAAAUUUUACAAGCACAAGAAUGCAAAUCAGAAAAGGUCUUCAAGCACUGACAAAGAUGAGGCUUUCGUAUAUAUUAAGCCUGAAGAUGAGAUUUUGCAUAAGCUGAGCAUGUGGUCCUUCCUUUUUCCAUUGCAAACUCAACAGGUUGCAACUCAUGAGCUAAAAAAUUACCAGCUAACAGGGAUUGUUAUGGCUGUCAAAGCAGAAGACAUUUCCUCAUUCCGACAACAAUUGCAUGCAUUGAUAAAUGAAUCUUGAAUCUCGUUGAAAGAAUGCAAAAUUUUUGACACUUUAAGUACUGUAUUUCUAACUUAAACGAUUUUGCACGAGUUUUCUGUUCCGAUAAAUGUUGAAGAUGCAACCCGAUAAUGGAGGAGUUGCAGGAAGGUAAGAAUCAGACUCCAAUUUGCAAGCAUAGCGAACACUCGGACCUGAUUUAGGUGACAUUUUUGAUGGAAUGAAUUUUGUUGUGAUAUAAAAGCUAUUUAUGUUUGUGACUUAA